AUGGUCGCGAGUGAACGACUACAGUUGAAGGGAGCGAUAGCUUCGCAACGCCAAGCGUGCCAACAAGCGCGCUCCUCGUCGCCGUCAACAGCGCAACGCCAAGCGUGCCAACAAGAGCGCUACUUACAGUCGCCAGCAGAGCCCCACUUACAAGGGCAUUACUCAUCGGCGUUAACCGAGCGCCUCUCAUCGGCGCCGCCAACAGCGCAACACCAAGCGCACCCGCAAGAGCGCUACCCGUCGUCGUCAUUAGCGCCACGUCAAGAGCGCUAUCCGGCGCCGCCAACAGCGCAACACCAAGCGCACCCGCAAGAGCGCUACCCGUCGCCGUCAGCAGCGCACGACAGGCGUACCGAGGGUAGCAGCGCGCCAUUCAACGGCGUCAACAGAGCGCUGCCCACCAGAAUUGAAGCUACGCCACUACCGCCUAACGGGCCCAUAACGGGACAGGAAGCCGUUACCCAACCACUAAACUAA
Rhagoletis pomonella (apple maggot) is the source of this 477-nucleotide messenger RNA. RefSeq lists its product as uncharacterized. The transcript is spliced from 3 exons. NCBI's taxonomy places the organism in Eukaryota, Metazoa, Arthropoda, Insecta, Diptera, Tephritidae. The coding region runs from base 1 to 477 and encodes 158 amino acids. The record is from RefSeq and is a predicted model, not a curated record.